CGAAUAAUCCAAUUGUUUUAGUAUAAACCUACUAGUCGUUCAAAACUUUAUCUAAAUCCUCUUCAAAGACACAUCGACACCUCGCCAAGACAUGCCGUUAUUCUGUUAACAAGGGCACAAUGCUACGCUACUCACUAUCUAUCACAGAAUAGAAACACGGUACAUGUUUUCCAUUUGUUAAUUAGAUAACUUAGUCAAUGUAUAACCAUAGUAAAACCAAACCAAAGGAAUUGACUGAUGAUUUUCGCCGCUCAAUUCAAAAAUGCUUUAAAAGAUGAUUACUUAACAUUGCUGGCUGCUGCCCGGGUAAACGAACAGUAAUGACGUUUUGUGUCUUAGCUGCUGAGCAGAAUGUUGUUUUCAAGUCUGGGUCUCCUUCUGCUGAUGAACUGCAUCUUUUGGCACGAGAAGUUGGUCCCAGGUGGAAAGUUCUCGGCCGACAGCUGCGUAUUGCAGAUUCCGAUCUCAACCAGAUCGAAGCUGACAGGGAAGGUCAAUAUGAGCAAUGCUACCGCAUGCUGAAAAGAUGGACUGAGGUGCAAGUUAACCCACCAACUUACGAAGAUCUCGGACAAGCCUUACAGCACGAUGCUGUCGGAAGGCCAGAGCUGGCAGAAAAGUACUGUUGUCCCAAAUCGGGAGAGGAAUAUGUUGAGAAUCUCAGCACCACCCCUAACGUGGUCUUCAGGGAAGGAAGGCCAGGCCCAGAAGAUGUCCUCAGUCUUGUCCAUGAGAUAAAAAACUGGAAGCAACUAGGGAGAGCCUUGAAAUUGAAAGACCCACAGCUGGACGAAAUUGAUGAAGACAUUAGAGGCUUGUUCGAGAAAAGUUACGCAAUGUUCAGGUGGUGGAUGGAAACUAAAGGCAGUGCCGCGACUUAUGCAGAACUGGCCAGAGGACUGGAGAUAGUGGAAAGGAGGGAUCUGAUUAGGAAUUUCUGCCAUGAGAGUAAAAAAUGUGAGUUGCCAAAACUUAUUGUCCGUAUAAUUCUGAAUUAAUAAUUUAGUUUUAAUUCGAAGUUAAUAGUGGAAUAUUUUAGCCAAGCUAACGAAGAGCAAUUUCCUUUCCCAUUCACCGACACCAAGGUGAAUAAUCAUCUAAUAACAACCGGCGCUACAAUGUUUUAGCUUUAUUUUAUCACGAAAGAUCGAAAAAAAAGUUUCGAAAGAAGAAUUAUUCGUGCACACUACCAAGUGCUGCGCGAGAAAAGUCAUUGGAGACCAUCGAGCGAUCAUCCUGAGUUCUUAAAAGUAAACUUCCUAUUUUUCUUCAGCUGUAGCCAGUUUUGAUGUUACCACUGUGA
Messenger RNA from Orbicella faveolata, 1303 nucleotides. RefSeq lists its product as uncharacterized. The record is from RefSeq and is a predicted model, not a curated record. Gene Ontology annotation, molecular function: protein binding. Gene Ontology annotation, biological process: signal transduction. Lineage: Eukaryota; Metazoa; Cnidaria; Anthozoa; Scleractinia; Merulinidae.